Molecule: messenger RNA, 1213 nt
Organism: Durio zibethinus
Lineage: Eukaryota; Viridiplantae; Streptophyta; Magnoliopsida; Malvales; Malvaceae
Source: RefSeq, a predicted model, not a curated record
GCUUUAGAAAUGGAGGAUGAACUGAAGAACUUCAUCAGGCUAUGGCUUUUGACAAUACCAUCCAUAUCCUAUUCUUACUACAUUGCAGCAAAGAUCCCAAAAGGCUUGCCAAGGUUGCUCUCCCUCUUCCCUAUCGUCACUCUCUUAUCUGUUCUACCCUUUAACAAUUACAGCUUCCAUCUAGGUGCCCCCCUUGUAUUUUGCCUUUCUUGGCUAACCAAUUUCAAGCUUCUCUCAUUUGCCUUUGAUCAAGGCCCCUUAUCACCACCACCUCAGAAGCUUCAUCUUUUCAUCCUCACAGCUUGUUCUCCAUUCAAAGUCAAACAAACCUCAGCUAAGAUAAAAAAUGGUGAAAACCCAAGUCAGGAAAAUGACCUCAAAGUUCCUAGUAUGAUCCUAGAGGCUGCAGCUAAAGCUACAUUGCUAGUUUUGCUGUUUCAUUCUUAUAACUAUAAAAAAUAUUUUCACAAACAUGUUUUGUUAACCCUUUACUUCUUCCAUACUUAUCUUACGAUUCAGUUUUUAUUAGCUGUGGCUGCAAUUCCAGCUCAAUUGAUCCUUCUCGGGGUUGAACUCGAGCCACAGUUCAAUGCACCCUUGCUUGCCACUUCGUUGCAAGACUUCUGGGGCCAUAGGUGGAACCUUAGGGUCUCAGAUGCGUUGCGUCCGACCAUAUACAACCCUCUACGAAGUGUUUCUGCACGUAUAAUUGGAUCUAGAUGGGCUUCAUUACCGGCUGUGUUUGCUACAUUUGUCAUUUCGGGUUUAAUGCAUGAGUUGAUUUAUUAUCAUAUAACUCGUGAAAAUCCUACGUGGGAAGUGACUUGGUUUUUUGUUUUACAAGGAAUUUUUGUAGAUAUGGAGAUUGUAUUGAAGAAAAAAUUGGUGGCGACGGAGACAUUUCGGCUUCACAGGACGAUUUCGGGACCAUUGGCGUUGGCAAAUCUAGCAGUGACUGCUGGUUGGUUGUCUUAUACACAACUCUUGAGAAACGGUAUAGAUGAAAAGCUAAUCAAAGAAUUCAAUGUGUUUCUGGAGUUCUUGAAGGGAUCAGCAUAAUUUUUUUUAUAUAUAUUCGAGCUUGUCGAGGUUGAAAUUUGAUCGCUAGAACUAAAAAUUCUAUAUUCUAUCUACCUAUCCUAUGACUAAUUGUAUGAAUCCAGUGAAAAUGCUUGUCCAGGAAAAAAAAAAUUGUUUUAACUUUGUUUGAACA